This is a messenger RNA of Fragaria vesca subsp. vesca, 1710 nucleotides long. RefSeq names its product fructokinase-2-like. The record is from RefSeq and is a predicted model, not a curated record. Bases 40 to 1497 code for a protein of 485 amino acids. The transcript has 2 exons. NCBI's taxonomy places the organism in Eukaryota, Viridiplantae, Streptophyta, Magnoliopsida, Rosales, Rosaceae. Gene Ontology annotation, cellular component: chloroplast nucleoid. Gene Ontology annotation, biological process: plastid transcription; chloroplast organization.
AGACGAAGAUGGAUAAACCCUGAACCUCUCAGAUCAACAAUGGCGUCAUUUCAACUCUCCCGCCCACUGGUCCUAAACCCCAGAAGCUUAAUCCCUAAACCCUACGAAACACUAAACCCCCAAUUCUUCAAGCUUCAACUUUUCAAACCUCAGAAGCUUAACCCACUCAGAGCUUCCGGCGAAGACAAUGGAAGCAUUGAAGAACCCAAGCAGCCAGCUCGCCGUGGCCGGAAAAAGAGUUCAACUUCCGCUUCAUCUUCACCACCGAAAAAAACCCAGCGCGCCAAAAAAGCCCAAGUCGAAAACGGCCCAGUAGAACCCGAAUCUGACGAUUCGGAGCUGGAAGAUUACGACGACGGCAUAGACUUCCCCUACGACGACCCGCCGUUGGUCUGCUGCUUCGGGGCGGCCCAGAAAGAGUUCGUCCCGACGGUUCGGGUCUCCGACAACCCGAUGCACCCGGAUAUGUACUCCCGGUGGAAGAUGCUCCAGUGGGACCCUCCGGAAUUCUCGCGCGCUCCGGGUUCUUCGCCGUCCAACGUGGCGAUAUCGCACGUGCGGCUCGGCGGGAGAGCGGCGUUUAUGGGGAAAGUCGGAGGGGAUGAGUUUGGGAGUGAAGUGUUGUUGAUGAUGAACAAGGAGAAUGUUCAGACACGUGGCGUGAAGGUGGAUGCGGAUGCGAAGACGGCGAGGACUUACAUGAAGAUUAGAUUUGACGAUGAGAGAAUGUGGACGGAGACGGUGAAAGAGUCCGCUGAGGAUUCGUUGCUCCGGUCAGAGCUCAACCUCGCCGUGCUUAAAGAGGCUAGAAUGUUCCAUUUUACUUCAGAGGUUUUGACAUCAGCGCCAAUGCAACCAGCCCUUUACAGGGCUAUAGCUUAUGCGAAGAAGUUUGGGGGCCUUGUGUUUUUCGACUUGAAUUUGCCGUUGCCAUUGUGGAAGUCGCGUGACGAGACUAGGGAGUUCAUUAAGAAGGCGUGGUAUGAGGCGGAUGUAAUUGAGGUUUCGAGGCAAGAGUUGGAGUUUCUUUUGGAUGAGGAGUAUUACGUGAGGAAGAGGAAUUAUAGGCCGCAGUAUUAUGCUCAGGAGUAUGAGCAGACCAAGAAGCGGAGAGAUUAUUACCAUUACACUCCGGAAGAGAUAGCUCCAUUGUGGCAUGAUAAACUUAAGUUUUUGUUCGUGACAGAUGGGACGCUUCGAAUUCAUUACUAUUCCCCUUCGUUUGAUGGUGUUGUGAUUGGAACAGAAGAUGUGCUCAUUACUCCAUUCACUUGCGACAGGACUGGUUCUGGUGAUGCUGUUGUAGCAGCAAUUAUGAGAAAGUUGACCACUUUCCCCGAGAUGUAUGAAAAUCAAGAUGUUUGUGAAAGGCAGCUUCGUUUUGCAGUUGCAGCAGGAAUUAUAUCACAGUGGACAAUUGGUGCUGUUAGAGGGUUUCCAACUGAAAGUGCAACUCAAAAUCUCAAAGAGCAGGUUUAUGUACCUUCAAUGUGGUAGUGCAGAGCCAAGCCCUCAACAGCUGUUGUCAUUGCUGAAGAUUUUGUCUAUCAAGAGAUAGGUUGUAUCAACUGUAUACUUAGAAUUUCAAUUCACAUUACUCUUAAGCAGGCCAUUGUUGUGUUUUGCAUCUUGUAACUGAGGAGUAGCUUAUAAACUACUUGUAAUAGUACCACAGUUUUCUCAAUAUCCAGUGUCCCUCCAAUUAUUGAA